UACGACGAACACGUUGCUCAAGCGGGAACAGUGGGGCCUGCCGAGCAAUACCUCGUGGCCGCUGACGACUACUGCCUUUCUCUUCGGCUGCAUUGGUGCUAGGAUAUUUCCAGGAGACAGACAGCUAAGCACACAAACCCGUCGCUGAGAUGAGCUUAUUUAGGCCGAUCGCCACUUUCCCCUGCCCGCUCAAACUCCGAUCCAAAAAUGUCGUCGUUGGAGUCUGAUGCCCCUAAGUCGAUAACUAGAACUUCCAUAUUGGAGGCAUAACAGCUGCAAAUCAUGAAGGAACAGUGGGAUCCUGUCUCCUGGACGAGAUGCUUGCUGGUCCUGCUUGUCCUUGUGCAAGCAACGCGGGCUAUUGAUAUCGAAGUCAGCAGCGAGCAAUCUAUCAAAGACGCUGCCAGUACCGCCGCGUACGGCAUGAUGUCGUACUACCAUGGCAACGAGUCCGGGCAGAUUCCCGGAAAACUGAGUGACACCUGGUGGGAGGGCGGCGCUAUGUUCAUGGCCUUGAUCCAGUACUAUCACUACACCAAAGACUCGACAUACAACCAAGAGGUCAUCCAAGGCAUGCAAUGGCAGGCUGGAGAUUGCGACUACAUGCCAUCCAACUAUACGAGUUGGCUAGGAAACGACGACCAGAUGUUCUGGGGCCUGGCGGCGAUGACAGCGGCGGAGCUAAAUUUCCCCAACUCGGACGACGGGUAUUCGUGGCUGGCGCUUGCGCAGGGGGUGUUCAACACGCAGGUGCCACGGUGGGACACGAGCUCAUGCGACGGGGGCAUGCGGUGGCAGAUGUGGUCGUAUGAGUCCGGGUACACGAUGAAGAACUCGAUCUCAAAUGCGGGGCUAUUCCAGCUGUCGGCGCGGCUGGCGCGCUACACCAGCAACCAGACGUACUACCAAUGGGCGGAGAAGAUCUGGGACUGGUCGGCGUCGUCGCCGUUGUUGAGCAACUCGACGUGGAACGUGGCCGACUCAACCGACACGUCCAAUGACUGCAGUACGCAGGGCAACAACCAGUGGACGUACAACUACGGGGCGUACCUGGCCGGCGCGGCCUACAUGUACAACUACACCAACGGCACCAGCAGCAAGUGGAGCACCGCCGUCCAGGGCCUCCUCAACGUCACCUUCGACACCUUCUUCCCGGCCAAACACGGCGGCAACGUCAUGUCUGAGGUCACCUGCGAGCCGACUGAAGUCUGCAACCGCGACGAGAUCAUCUUCAAGGGCUUGCUGUCUAGCUGGCUGUCCUUCACCGCCAUGCUCGUCCCCUCGACCUACUCCCGCAUCCUGCCCAAGCUGCAGGGCUCCGCCCAGGGCGCCGCCGCCUCUUGCACCGGCUACUCCAACAGUUCGUGCGGCGUACGCUGGAAUUCUAGCUGGGACGGCUGGUCCGGCCUCGAGGAGCAGAUGAGCGUCGUCAGUGUCUUUGUCGCUACCCUGCUGCCGUAUGUCAGUUCCUCCGAGACACCGCUCACCUCCAGCACCGGCGGAAACAGCACCAGUAACCCGUCCGCGGGCACCUCGGACGACACCAACGACGAGGAGACGUUGAGCGCAAUCACGACCGGCGACCGCGUCGGUGCUGCAUUUGUAACCAUCAUUCUGACCUGCAUGGCGGUCGGGAGCUUGGUGUGGAUGAUUGCGUUUGAAUGAUACUCAGCAUCGACUUUCCAAAACAACUGUUUCUUCUCAUUCCAG
Molecule: messenger RNA, 1710 nt
Organism: Aspergillus homomorphus CBS 101889
Lineage: Eukaryota; Fungi; Ascomycota; Eurotiomycetes; Eurotiales; Aspergillaceae
Product: glycoside hydrolase family 76 protein
Exons: 3
Coding region: 283-1665 (460 amino acids)
Biological process (GO): fungal-type cell wall biogenesis; carbohydrate catabolic process
Molecular function (GO): mannan endo-1,6-alpha-mannosidase activity
Source: RefSeq, a predicted model, not a curated record